GUGAGACAGGGAAGUUUUACUGUGGAAUGAAACUGUUGACAUGUACAUGCUGUGACGGACAUUGUGGACCAGAAAAUGGGUGUAACUGUGAUGCUUGUGCUGCCCUGGAUAAGGAGGAGGAGGAGAAUGGGGCGGAGCUUGCUCGAAAACCUCCACCUGCUGGUCCCAUGAUUGACAGCUGGACAUGGGGAGAGGAACCAGACAUUGCAAAGCUAGAAGCAUGUCUCAAGUCAUUGCUACACGAGAACCAGCAGUUAUGUACAGAGGCAGCAUGCACUUCCCUGUCAACCACACGACUCCAGCAACGGCUGGCUGUACUCGAGCGCUACUUCAGCGCCGUCUCCAGGCAAACACCACCAGAGAAAAGUGGUCCAUCCAAAAAGAGUCAGGCAAAUCAAACCAAUCUGAACAAACAGAAAAGCAAUAUAAAACCAGCAGAGAAAGCAACCAUGGGCCUGGCUAGAGUAGGGUCUCGGGCAGCACUUAGUUUCGCCUUUGCUUUCCUUCGGCGCGCAUGGAGGUCUGGAGAAGAUUCGGACCUGUGUUCAGAGCUGUUGCAAGAGUCCCUAGAAGCCCUGCAGUCUUUGCCAGAGGCCAGUUUAUUUGAAGAUGGCUCUGUUUCUGGUGUAUGGCUGGAUGUUGUAGAAAGAGCUGGGAAGUUUCUCCAUUCUGUUGUUGCUGGAGAUUUGAACUCCUCUAGUGCAUCAAGUGGGAAGAGCCCAGUCCCUGUUCAAGACCAGCAGACAGCUCUGGCUCUCAUCCUAGAGCUAGCGGUCCAGCGUGGAACCCUGAACCAUGUGCUACGUAGUGUUCUCCUUCUCCUUAACUUGUGGAACAACAGUCGUCACGAUUUUGAUAACCGUGUUAGUAGUAACCUGUACAGUGCCCCGCUUAUACCACUACUCAAAAGAUUUCAGAGCAUACAGUGUGCAAAAUCACGAGUCAUUGAGCCGGCAAAAUGGGAUGAGAGCAACUACUAUGUGAGCCCAACAGAAUGUUUUCUCCGUUACCUGACAUUCCCGGAGGAUGCGAGCUUGGCGGUAGAUUUACGUAUGAGCGCAGUGGUAAUGAUGUCCCAUUUAGAUAGACUGUGUCAACCCUACCUACCACUGACAGCUUCACAGAAGUGUCAAAAGACAAGCUUAAUGCAGGAGGUAAUUGCCUGGGGUUGGUUUGCAUGGAAAGGCGGGAAUAUGACAAGCGGACCAAUUACAUUGGACUUCCUGAAUGAUGUGGGCGGAGUUCAGCAGAUUGUAUGCGCAGAGAGGGUGAUGACUGUUCUAGCAGGAAAUGGAAAUGUAUAUUUGAUAUCAUACACAUCGGAAGCUGCUUCCAUGUGGCUGAUAGGUGGUUUUGGGGACCGUGAAGUCGUGAAGCUGGCUGCACACCCUGAUGGUAAACAUUACCUGGCAUUGACAAAAGAUGGAGAGGUCUUGUCCUGGGGAAAUGGUGAUGGGGGCAGGCUAGGACAUGGUGACAAUAUUGCAAGGGAAGAGCCUACUUUAAUCACUGCCUUGACUGGCAAGCAGGUUGUAUAUAUCACAUGUGGUAGUACAUACAGUGCUGCUGUUACUGCCAGUGGGGAGCUCUACACCUGGGGAAGAGGGAACUACGGGCGCCUUGGUCAUGGUGGUAGUGAGGACUAUUGCACCCCAAAUCUUGUCACCGCACUGAAAGGACAUAAAGUGAUAGAUGUGGCACUUGGAAGUGGGGAUGCUCAAACCAUUGCAGUCACAGAUACAGGUGCGGUUUAUUCAUGGGGAGAUGGUGACUAUGGUAAACUUGGUCGAGGUGGUAGUGAUGGGUGUAAAACACCAAAGGUGAUUGAGAAGUUGAUGGGGCAGGACGUAGUGAAGGUGUACUGUGGUGCACAGUUCAGUAUGGCAUUGACAAAGUCUGGAUCUGUUUUCUCAUGGGGUAAAGGUGAUAACUAUCGUCUAGGACAUGGUACGGAGGAACAUGUACGUGUACCUAAACAAAUUGAACAUUUCGGUGGGAAGAAAAUCGUGGAUAUUUCAGUCGGUUCAAUGCACUGUCUGGCGGUCAGUGAGGACGGCGAUGUGUAUGGAUGGGGUCGCAAUGACCAGGGUCAAUUAGGGGACAUGUCAAUACAGUGCAGGACAGAACCAACAUUGUUAACUGGUCUAGACGGCAAGAAAAUUAUAGGAGCUGCAUGUGGACCCUCACAGAGUUUCGUGUGGUCUUAUGGUGGUCACUCUACUGUUGGUAUGAGAGUGCCAUUUGUUGUGGACAUCAGCAAGGCCACUUUUGAACAGCUGGACGAGCUGUUAGCAGAGGUAUGUGAGGGUAUGGACGGACACAGUGACUGGCCACCGCAACAAGAGAAAGAGUGUAUGGCAGUAGCAGGCCUAAAUCUACUUAAUCUGCAGCUCCAUGUUGCCAUCUCCCACAAUGAGAGCUUUGAACAACUUGGGCUAGGAGCCGGCAGCUCUCUGGUUACCAGCUUGAAGAAGAGGGUUGUCUCCCUUGCCAGUAAUAGUGGAGUUAUCUCCACUGUACAGAUGGCAGCCCAGAACACAUUACAGAAUGGCUGGUCAAUUCUCCUCCCUACAGCUGAGGAGAGGGCUAGAGCUCUAUCUUCAUUAUUGUCUUCAGGAGCAGGUAGAGAUGCGUCAGGUAUGAGUGCUGGUCAAAGAUUUAUGACUGACCUUCUGGUGAGCAGUUUGAUGGCAGACGGUGGACUAGAGUUUGCAAUGGAGGAAGCAAUCAAGAAAGAAAAAGAGACAUUUGAAGAGAAAAAGGAAUCAGAGGAGAAAGAGGACCAGAAAACACCAGACUCUGAGGCAUCUAGUGAAACGAAGCUUGAACCCGGCACCGAUAUAGAGGAGGACUCCAGUGCUAGCAUUCCACUCCUUCAACUAAUCCAACAGUUACUUAGGAACUCUUCAUCACAUUCCCAGUCGUUGUUACACGAGUUGUCUCGGGAUGGUGUCGUGAAGAUGGAGGAGACGGUAAUGAAGGACACAUCACCAUCGCUUGACCUACUUUUACAGUUCCAGAGGUUACUCAUCGCCAAAAUGUUUCCAAAACAGAACUGUUGUCUGGCCUCACCAACUGAUUUAGAUUUCACACUUCAAGGAGCAGGUUCCCUGCUUAAGAAGUACACCUCCCUGUUAUGUAACCAUGUCAAUGAUAUACUGCCCCUAGGGGCCAGCUUGGCAAAUAUCAGCUCUAAACAUUUCUCUCUAGUCUCGAAAAUUAUCACUAGUGAUGUAACAGGGGUUCUUUUACCUGAGAUGUUAACCUGUAUGGUUCUGCUGCAGCUCCGUAGCCCGGCUGUAGUUCAGAUGUCUGGAUCGGUUCCUAUCCUAGAACAAGUAUUAGAUAUUCUGGAUAAAUAUAACAGGCUGGCACCCGGUCUUGGCAGGGAGGAUAGGGAAGAUCUGUCAUGGCCAGGAGUUUGGAGUCAUUCAUUAGACAAGAUUAGCCACAAGAGCCAGGAUGAUGUACAAACAAUACGUAAAGCUGAUCUCGAGAAUCAUAACAAAGAUGGUGGAUUGUGGAUCAUAAUCCAUGGCAAGGUUUAUGACGUCCACGAUUUCAAGACACAGGCACGGUGCGGGUGGGAGGUGCUCACGGAGUACGCUGGUCGGGACGCCACAGCAGCUUUUGAAAAUGCUCAUCAUUCUAUAGAAGCUCGUGAAAUGUUGCAUGCCUUUUAUGUUGGACAGUAUGUAGAGCCUGAAAAAGACAUAAUUCAGCUAAUGGACACAAGUACAGCCUCCUCACCCCUGAUGGAUACUGAACGUACCCUCAGUCUUCUGCUAGGUUUGCACGCGGCACAGCAGGCACGUAGCACACCCCUGUCACAGGAUGAACUUGAGUGCAGUGACUGGCUCAGCUCAGACUUCUUCCGUGGUGGCCUGCAGUUACUACAACCCAGGAAUCCGUUUGAGGAGGAGAAAGGGGAGAGUAGGUCAUCUAGUGUGACCACAACACCAGGAGCAGGUGCAACAAGCAGUGCCUGUGAGAUGACUAGUUCUGCCAUAGAAGAUAAAGAGGCCCUGUUUGACCGUCAGGCCUCUAUCUCAGAUGUGUCGAGGCCCUUCCUGCAGGCUAUGGUGGAGGGUAAAUGUCAGGAUCUGGCUGUGAAGACAUUCCUUGGUAUGGCCGAGAGAUAUUCCAAACAACAUCAUAUCAGUUUACCCAUAGACUUCCCACCUGAGCAUCCAGUUGAAGAAGUUGGAAGGUUACUUCUGGCAGUAUUGAUCAAGCAUCAUGAUUUGGCUCAUGUUAUACUCGGACUUAUAGAGCAUGGACAAGGGGAUGCUGGGAAAUUAACAUUCCCGAAGGCUAUCAUAGAACUUCUCCGAGUUGUAGGACAAGUGAAACGCUCACUUAUAAAGGCCCAUCAAGAUCAGAGCAGAUCCUAUAAAGAGGUCUGCGCUCCUGUCAUAGAGCGAUGUCACUUCCUGUUUAAUGAACUACGACCUGCGAUUGGGAAUGAAGUGAAUGCAAUGAGUCGGUCAAAACUUCUACACAGCACAUCUAGGUGGAAAAUGGCCAUUAAUAAAGUUAUAGAGGAAAACAGGAAGAGAAUUUCACCAGUGGUGGUAACGUUGAAUGUCGGUGAUGUUGAAAAGUCAGUCCCAGAAGAAAGUGAAGAUGGGAAAAGUGAAGGUCAUCUUCUACUAGGGAGCCAAUCAGAAGAAGCCCCAGGUGGCAGCACUGACAGUUCAGGAGGUGGAGCUAAAGGAAGUGAGGUCCAAUCAGAACCUGGGGAAUUUGUGGUGAAAGUGUUCGGCAAGAAUGAGGCUCCACUAGGGGAUUCUUUGGAAGAAGAACAUGACAUUGAGUUGGUAGAUGGAAGUGCUGACGUUGAAGGUCUUCCCCCAAUGGAAGGAAGUGGACAUGCUGGACAUCAUAAAAAGAAACAGGGAAAAAGUAGGAGAAAGAAAGAUUCCUGGGAUUCACUGGUCAGUAUGGUGACCAGUAGUCAAAAGUUGAGCUGGCUUCGUCAACGCCUCACUGGGUCUCGGACAGAGAUGCCACUGGUUAACAAAAUUGUAGAAUUUGUCAUGCAUGAAAAUCCCAUUGAUAUAGAGAAACUUAGACGGUCUCUACACCAUCAGGUAGGAGAGCUGAGACCCGGGGCUAAAGCAAACCUGUACCACAGUGUCUUACCUACAUUUCUCACCAAACCUGUACCACAGUUUCUAAUCUACAUUUUCUCCUGUAUCUUUACAGCAAACCUCAAACCUGUACCACAGUGUCUAACGGACAUCACACUGAUUCCACCAUGUGACCGUAUACUUCUGCAGAUGACAUUCUCCGAGCUGUACCGCUGGUCUACACAGGAAUUGAGGCACAAUGUUCUACAGGUGGAUAUCACAAUUAAAUCCAAGGGAGUGAAUCCAUGUCAGUUAAGUCAAAACAGCCAAGAUAACACAAAGGAGAAAUUGAACCUAGGUGUGUUGCCUCAGGCAAGAUUCAUACUUGCUCACCUUGGACUGCUGGUAUCAGAGCAUCAAGGAAACAGCCUGAGUCUGCUGCUGAACUCUGGGGUUCUAGCUCUAACACAGAGUAUUCUUAGACUUAUAGGUCCAGAUCCGGAGCGAGUUUUACAGGACACAAGCAGCUCUACAAUAUGUGCUGUACUUGAGGAACAGAAGCACAAGAAGCAGGCUGCACGAGUUCCGGUCUCGGGUUCCGGCAAACUAGGGCUUUAUGAAGAUAGGUACAAGAGUGGUGAGAGCAAUGAUGCUGGAGUAAGAGUACAGUGGGAUUCUGGUAGCACCAAUAGUUACCGAAUGGGGAAGGAAGGGAAGUACGACCUAAAACUAGCAGAACCUCCAGAGAUGCCCGAUAAUGAUGAAGAUGAUGAUGAAGAAUUAGCACCAAAUAAAGACUCAAAGAAAACUGAAAGUAAACAUCCAACAUCUUUGAUAAGAAAAGCAACAUUGACCUUACUGAGGGUUGUUUCCGUGGCAACAGGAAUACAUUCAGAAUCUACACAGAAAGAAGCUGUAGGUACAUUGUGCGGAUUGAUGAGGAAUAUAGUGGAUUGUGGAUGUAAUUAUGGACUAAAUGCCAAUUCAGUGUCUGUACAGAUUGCCUGCGAGCAACACUAUAGCUGGUGUUCUCUGGGAUUUCUACGUAGUAUAGCAACAGGACCGACGGUCUGCAAAGCUCUCAGUUCUCAGAGAUGGGUGGAUCUUCUCUUGAAGAUAUUGGAGGAAGAAAAAGCACAUAAACAAGCCAAUGUUUCUAAACAGAUACUGACAAUAAAGCUUUUGAGAACUGUACUUCCAUCUUGGGAUCAAAAUGUAGAGGAAGCCAGGGUCCAGACCAUUGUUAAUAGACUUAUACACUUACUGGGAUCCAUUCUGGUUUCCUGCUCAGCUGACCCAACACUUGUUCCACAUGUGGAUUCUCCAAGACGUCAGCGUCACCGAGCACCUGUCUCCUUGACAGCAUCGUAUACUAGCACUGUUGCCGAAGAACUUGUUCUGUUGCUAAGGAAGCUUCACACCCUAGAUACGUGGAAUGCGUGUAUCAACCAGUUGAUGGUGAAACAUCUGAGAUCAUUGCCACAUAUCAUGUUGGACCACCAUGUUGGUGCUAAGAACGACCCAUCACUGGCUACAGAUGAAGCCUCUGUCCUGGCAAUGUUGGCAGUGAUUGGUGGAGUAGACAGCAGGCCCCGCCUUGGAGGUGUGGUUAAAAUAGAUGAUGUUGGCAUGGGAACGAUAUCUAAGAUAACACCUCGUGGAAAGAUUCUAGUGCAGAUGAAUGAUGGAAAUGUGACAUCAUCCAGACUGAAUACUCUUAUACCAGUACAGUGUUUGGAGUUUGAUGUGGACAAGUUGUCCGUGUCGGAGGAGAUUGUGAACAUGCUGGCUACGAUGUUGUGCCUGGCCUGCCACAUAUACAAGGGGGAGAAAGAUGGUCGGGACUCGGACAAGGCACCACUGGCCACAAGUACAACCACUGUAGAGUCUGAAGGAACAAGGGUUGACAUGGCAGAUUUGAGGAAGCAGCAGAUAAAACUUGGUAUGUUACGAGCCGGCCGAGUUCUCUUGCAACACCAGAAUUUCCUCCGUAAAAUCCUCACCCAGGUUACACUACCGGAACUCCAGCAUGCCGAGGUUGAUAAUAGCCCUAGUGACGAUGAUUAUUCACCAGAUACGGGAGAAUCUCCCAACACGAUAUUACAACAGUUUCUAAUGUCUGCUACUCAGCCCUCUCCACUGAAAGCUUUAUUUGGUCGAGACGAGCUAGAGGCGGCUUGUUUGUCCGUCUGUCAGUAUCUUACAGCAUCUAGAGACUGCUUCGAGGAGGAGAUUGAUGAGUCAGACUCGGACAGUGAGGUCGCACCGUUCCAAGCUCCGCUACCUGCACCAGCUGUCAUACCAAUUGUGAAUCCAGCUGUGCCGACGGUUCUUGGGAAACCUAAAUUGAAGAAGAGCCGACCUAGUGUACCUCCACCUUUACCGGAAGUGACCAGAAUUAUGGAGAUGGGAUUUCAAAGAAAACAGGUGGAAUUCGCCAUCAAAUCUCUUGGUGGUUCAUUGGCCUCAGCAUCAGAUAUACCAAGUCCAGAGUCUGUGGUGAACUGGUUGAUCGAGCAUGUAGAAACAUUGCCGGCGGAAGAUUCAGACUCGGACAGUGUGUCAUCGGUGGACUAUGACUCGGACACUGACUCCACGUCAGAUGUGUUCGAAGAUCUCGAUUCUUCUGGAGAGUUAUUACUAUCGGUGGUUUUGGGUAACAACACUAACCAAGCAUACAAGAAGCGUGCAGAUUUUGCAACAGAUGAUGAAUAUGCCAUGUAUAUUAGAGACAAUAUACAGGUUGGCAUGUCAAUAAAAUGUUGCCGGGCGUAUGAGGAGGUGCAUGAGGGAGACAUUGGGAAGGUUAUCAAGUUGGACAGAGACGGCCUUCAAGAUUUGAAUAUACAAGCAGACUGGCAGAGAAAGGGUGGUACAUACUGGGUCAGAUAUGUUCAUGUUGAGCUGCAAGGAUUCAUCAAUACAAACUCUAGUAUUAAGGUUGGGGACAAGGUUCGGGUGAAGCCUAGCAUAGUUACACCAACUUACAAAUGGGGUUCAGUGACUCAUCGCAGUGUAGGUACAGUGACAGCCAUUAUAUCUAAUGGGAGAGACAUUACUGUAGACUUCCCUCAGCAGGCUCACUGGACCGGUGUCCUGGACGAGAUGGAGCUUGUACCCAGUACCCACGCUGGAGUCGGAUGUGAUGAAUGCAGUAUGUUUCCCAUUGUCGGGGUUCGUUACAAGUGUCGUGUGUGUGACGACUUUGAUUUCUGUGAGAACUGUUUUAAAACCAAGAAACAUAGGCAUCCAUUCAGUAGAAUAGCUGAACCAGGUGGUCUACCAGUACCAGCGGGUAAACCAGGAAAACAGAAGAAGAGACCAGUUUAUCCUACAAGCGGUUCUCUGAUUGAAGACUGGCAUAUGUGUGUGAAAAACUUGAGUGUAUCUACACGAGAAAACCAGUCACAUAGAUUGAUCGAGGGCAAUAGUGGCUACUGGCAGAGUGCUGGCUCCCAGGGCAAGCAUUGGAUCCGCAUAGAGAUGCUACCUGAUAUUCUAGUGAAUCGUUUAUUUAUGAGAGUUGAGCCAACAGAUUCCAGUUACAUGCCAUCCCUGAUUGUAAUUAGUGGUGGAGACUCUGUCCAUUCCCUGAAGGAGAUACGAUCAAUCAACAUUGGUUCUUCUGAAUCACUGAUUACCCUCCUGCAGGACUGCUCCGACGUAUGUUUUUAUAGAUCUAUUGCUUUAAACAGUGCAGACAGAGUGGAAAUUGAUUUGUUAAGAUUACACGGUCUGUCUCUCGUCGGACGUUUCCGGUCCGAUGAUGACUCAGCUGCCGGGUUCUCGUUCCUCGCCUCUGACCGUGAAGACGAGGAAGAGGACUCGAGGUUGCUACCAAUACCGUGCGUGAAACGUAAAGUCAAAGGAGCUGGAAAAGAGAUUCAAACCCAUGUCUUCACAUGGGGUUUAAAUGAUAAAGAUCAGCUUGGAGGUCCAAAAGGGUCAAAGAUUAAGUUACCAGUGUUGAAUGAGACAUUAUCAGCUUUGAAGUGUGUACAGAUUGUAGGUGGAUCUAAGUCACUCUUUUGUGUGACCCAGGAGGGGAAGGUUUAUGCCUGUGGGGAGGCUACUAAUGGUAGACUAGGGCUUGGUAUGAAUACAGGGACGGUAUCUGUGCCGAGACAACUUACAGCACUCAGUCAGUAUGUCAUCAAGAAAGUGGCAGUGCAUUCUGGAGGUCGUCAUGCCCUGGCUUUAACUGUGGACGGGAAAGUUUUCUCAUGGGGCGAAGGUGAUGACGGCAAACUUGGUCACUUCAGUAGAAUGAAUUGUGACAAGCCAAGGUUGAUAGAUGCCCUGAAGUCAAAGCGUGUACGAGACAUCUCCUGUGGAAGCUCCCAUAGUGCAGCUAUCACAUCUAAUGGUGACCUUUAUACCUGGGGAUUAGGGGAAUAUGGAAGAUUAGGACAUGGUGAUAACACCACACAGCUUAAACCGAAACAGGUAAAGGAGCUAGCAGGACAGAGGGUUAUACAGAUUGCAUGUGGCAGUAGAGAUGCUCAAACUCUUGCCCUCACUGAUGAGGGACUGGUAUAUUCCUGGGGUGACGGGGAUUUCGGGAAGCUUGGACGUGGAGGUAGUGAGGGGUGUAAUGUUCCCAAGGAGAUUGACAGAUUGAGAGGUCUUGGAGUGACCCAGAUUGAAUGUGGUGCCCAGUUUUCACUGGCAAGAACAAAAUCAGGACAAGUUUGGACAUGGGGCAAGGGAGACUAUUUUCGACUAGGUCACGGGACUGAUGCCCAUGUAAGGAAGCCAACUCUUGCUGAAGGUCUUGUUGGGAAGAAGAUUGUGCAUGUAGCUGUAGGAGCGCUUCAUUGUCUAGCUGUCACAGAAACAGGACAG
Molecule: messenger RNA, 9917 nt
Organism: Ruditapes philippinarum (Manila clam)
Lineage: Eukaryota; Metazoa; Mollusca; Bivalvia; Venerida; Veneridae
Product: E3 ubiquitin-protein ligase HERC2-like
Biological process (GO): protein ubiquitination
Molecular function (GO): zinc ion binding; ubiquitin-protein transferase activity
Source: RefSeq, a predicted model, not a curated record